GCCAGUUAUUCGUGUGUUUUCGUUUCAGAAAAGUUGCCAAUAUCUACUGGCAAAAAAAUCUGUUUUGAAGUAAGGAUCCUUUGUUGACUAGAUUUAGUACAAAAAAAGGAAUGAACAUAUUUCAUACUGCCAAAACAUGAUAUUUAUCUCCUAUUACAGAACUGGCCUCGAGGAAAAACCAUAAGCCUACCAAUUGCAGUUGACCCCCCAAAAAAAAUUAGGCCUAACGACAAUCGGCAAUAGUAUAAGUCACAUGACUAGUCACAUGACUCGCUACAGCUGGGGUACUUUUCUUCUAGUCUGCAGCAGUCACGACUCACGACUCACUUGUCACUAGUCAGCUGAGCCAAAUCAAGUUAAACAUACUACGAUUUCCAGUGUAAUGCACACUCUUGGAGGCUGUGAAGGCCGUUAUUAUCUGAGUUUUUCACUUGGCUAAUCACACAGAAGGCUGUCAAGAUGAUGGGCAUGUGGUCUUGGCGGCACUUGUCACUUUGGUGAUGACUAUCCUCUUUGAGGGCCUGAAAAUUAUUAAGAAUCUGAUCGUGUUGUCACGCAAGAGAAACCCUCUGGCAGUUCAGGAUGACGAUAACCAGGCAGGAGGAGGCAUCGAGGUCAGCCACUCUGACACGGACCUGCUUUCGUCUUUACAAAUCCCAGCAAGCAUCGCUAUGAUUCGGAGAAAGAAAAUGCUACUGUUCUCCCUGGAGUCAUGCAUGCACAUGUUCAACUUUCUCUAUGGCUACAUCCUCAUGCUGUUGGUGAUGACCUAUAGCAUAUGGUUCCUUUUACCGGUUCUGUUUGGUUCGGGGCUGGGUUAUUUGAUCUUCCAGCCUAUCGGUCACCGUUUAACCAGCAAGUACUCACCGAAAACGUCAAAUAGCACCAACGGAGACAGCUGCUGUUACGUGGAGCCACAGCUAGACGGGCCCGGCGUGAACUCCCAGCGGACGGGGGCAGAACCCGAAGAGACAACUGGUCUUUAUCAGCAGCGUGUGUCCUAUUCUGCUUUGAUGAGAAAAGAAAACUGAUCAAAAUGUUUGUCUAGAGAGCAAACCCACAGAUAUCUCAAGGAGACAAACUAAAACAAUGAAGCAUUAAAAAGAGCAGCUACGUUUUUGAGGAUCUGAAUAAGGAAGUCUGUUGUCAUGUAGGGAAACACAUUCUCCGUUUUCUAGUACUAGUACUAAUAUUCCCCUCGUGGACUUUCCGAUGCUCAAGAAAAUGUAACUUUUAAGACCAGAUGUGCGAAUAAUAUUUUAUAAUGAAAACCAAAAGCCAUAGAAGAAGUUCGUCUGAGAGAUGUUUUUCUACAGGUUUACUCUGAAUAGCUAGAAUUUAUUGCAUGCAGAAAAUGUAUGUGUGAGGUUUGGGAGGUGGGGGCGAUUCUUGUCCACAAUUUCGACCUGCCCCGUGGGUAGAGUGGUAGACUCUGUUUUGUGGUUUUGAAAAGUUGGCAGCUAUAGAGUAGGUUGUUUGCUGAGCAUUCUGUGAAGAUCUGGUCAAGGAAAUGCAUGUUGUACAGAAAUGAGAUGAUGAUAUUCAGAUCGUAAGAUACAUUUUACAUCUCUUCGUUUCUCUUUUGGUUGUGUCUGUCACUACACCGGUGAUAAGAAACGGUCAUGUCGCUCAACUCUGACAGUUAGAGUUUAUUGGUAUAUUAGAAGCUGCUCCUCUUUUCUUCUUUGAGAUGUCAAGUUGUGCAGAAUUGUUUUUAGACUUUAAUGAAUUUAUGUAGUUUCUUGGAAACUACUAGUGGAUAUAUUCCGCCUGGGUUUCUCUUUCCUUUAAUUCAUAUACAGCUUGCCUAUAUUUUCUUUAUACUUUGGGUAUUUUAUUAUCAAAAUUAUUUCAGCAGGCCUUGUAGAAAUCUAGCUGUUGGCAUACAAAUUAUUUGCAUCAAAUUUCUGGAGGGGGGAAUCUAUAUCCGAUGGAAAGAAUCAAAUAAUGCUUCCAUCCUCCUCAUCUAUUACAAAAAGUUAUAUGGAAAGCAGGGGUGUUUACAGACUAAUGCUCAUCUCGCAUGUUUUAUGAACUUACAAUUUUUUUUGUUAGUUGGAAAAAAAAGGGUUGGUACCAGUUUGUUUUUAUCUAUUUUUUUUCCCCCGACUGCUGUUGCUGUCUUAUAUUAUAAUCCGUUCUCGUACGGUGUUUGUACUAAACUGUAGUAAACCUCUACUUGUUACUUGUUACUUGUCCUGGGUAACA
Messenger RNA from Aplysia californica (California sea hare), 2208 nucleotides. RefSeq names its product probable low affinity copper uptake protein 2. Gene Ontology annotation, molecular function: copper ion transmembrane transporter activity. The record is from RefSeq and is a predicted model, not a curated record. NCBI's taxonomy places the organism in Eukaryota, Metazoa, Mollusca, Gastropoda, Aplysiida, Aplysiidae. Gene Ontology annotation, cellular component: membrane. Gene Ontology annotation, biological process: copper ion transmembrane transport.